AUGAUUCAGAAGGGUGAUGCGAGUGUGACGCUUCUGCUGCGUCUUCCCACCUCCCUUUCUUGCCUGCUUCCCUGCUGCACCAAUCACGGGGCGGCAGGUGUACCGAGGGAGGCUCAAGUCGGGAGAGGUGGUGGCGGUGAAACGAGCCAAGGCGGAGCGACGGCAGGACAUGCGCAAGUUCAAGAAGGAGUGAAGCUGCUGUCUCGAGCAAAGCACAAGCAUUUGGUGCAGCUGUUGGGGUGUUGCCGGGAGGCACAGGAGAAGCAGGUGGUGGGUAUGAGAAGCUCUUUUGGGGCGCCUCAAGAGGAGGGAAAAGAGAGGAUACCCCCUCACAGACCCUUACCUCCCUUCCUCCUUUCCCUUUUCCUCCUCAUCCACCCUUCCAGUAUAUUGCGGGGAGGAGCAGGAGCAGCUUCUGGUGUACGAGUUCAUAGGCGGGGGAGAGAGGUGGGGAGAGACCCCCCCUGCUGCCUACCUGCAGAACCUCAACUCCCUUUCUCCUUUCCCCCUUUUUCCCCGCACCCACCCUCCCAAUCCACCCCCCCCCCCUCUGUGUCAGGUGAUGCUGCUGUCUCGAGCGCGCCACAAGCAUCUGGUGCAGCUGCUGGGGAAUUGCCGGGAGGACCAGGAGCAGCUUCUGGUCUACGAGUUAUGCUUCUAUCCAGGGCGCAUCACAAGCAUCUGUUGCAGCUGCUGGUGUACGAGUUCAUAGGCGGGGGAAAGGGGUGGAACCCCCCUGCUACACACAGAACCUCAACCUCCUCUUCUUUCCCUCGUUCCCCCUCACCCACCCUUUCAACCCUCCCCUCCCAUCUUCCCCUCUGCCAGGUGAUGCUGCUCUCCAGGGCGCGCCACAAGCAUCUGGUGCAGCUGCUGGGGUAUUGCCGGGAGGAGCAGGAGCAGCUGCUGGUCUACGAGUUCAUAGGCGGGGGAACCCUCUCUCACAACCUCAAUGCGCCCUGGCGAGCCAGACAAAACAAGCCGCCCCUCAACUGGACCGAGCGGCUGCUGGUGGCGGCAGGCACGGCGCGCGCGCUGGCGUACCUGCAUGAUGACGUCAGCAUGCCCUUCAUCCACCGGGAUGUGAAGCCCGGCAACAUCCUCUUGGAUCGACAUGUGGUGGCGAAGCUGGCAGACUUUGGAACGUCAAGAGCCGUGGACACAUCGUCGUAUUCUGCAACCAUCCAGGGCACUGCGGGCUACUGCGACCCCGACUACCUCAAAUCAGGGCAGCCAUCGAAGCGCAUAGACGUGUACAGCUUUGGCAUCGUGCUGCUGGAGCUCAUCACUGGCAAGUCGCCUAGAGGCAUCUCCAGGCCGUACCGCUUUCACGUCCAAGAUCUGCUGGAUAAGAAGGGGCUAGCAGGGAUUGUCGACCAAUCCAUGGGCAUUUACCCUGAAAAGGAGGUCACCAGCGUGCUCACCCUGGCCUUCAAAUGCACGGACAUUAAGAACCCUGCUGCCCGGCCGUCCAUGAACCGUGUGGUAACCGAGUUGGAGUCAGUGUUAGAGCCUGAGCGAGUGCUCCCGGUUACAUCGGCGGUAACACGGCAAAUACACCACCAACAUGAUAUAAGCUUGUCCCGAGGAGUCGUGGACGAGAGGGUUACAGAGGCGCACAAUGAAAAUGUGCAAGAUAUUGGGGAGUCGAAUAAUGUGACAGUAAUGGAAGAGAUAAGCGGAGAGGUACGGCAAGGUCAUGAUGAUUUCAGGGAGGGGGGUGUUAUAGGAGAGGGUGGAAGCGUGGAGCUGUCGUUUGAUUGGAAUUUGCAAGAGGGAGGCAGUGGUGGGUUGGGGCGAGAUAGGAGAAACGCUUCCAUGGUGGGGGAUCCGGAUAGGCCAAGCAGGUUUUCAUUUCGAGGUCAAGCAUUUGAAGAUUCUGAUAGGGAGUUUGAUGAGAGUGGUGUACUUAGCUAUGGGCCAAUCAAUCCUGCCUAG
Molecule: messenger RNA, 1938 nt
Organism: Closterium sp. NIES-65
Lineage: Eukaryota; Viridiplantae; Streptophyta; Zygnematophyceae; Desmidiales; Closteriaceae
Source: the annotation of a GenBank genome assembly